Messenger RNA from Tachyglossus aculeatus (Australian echidna), 2862 nucleotides. RefSeq names its product protein phosphatase 4 regulatory subunit 3B (gene PPP4R3B). The transcript is spliced from 16 exons. Gene Ontology annotation, biological process: protein dephosphorylation; DNA damage response. Gene Ontology annotation, molecular function: protein phosphatase activator activity. Gene Ontology annotation, cellular component: nucleoplasm; protein phosphatase 4 complex. Bases 251 to 2713 code for a protein of 820 amino acids. The record is from RefSeq and is a predicted model, not a curated record. Lineage: Eukaryota; Metazoa; Chordata; Mammalia; Monotremata; Tachyglossidae.
UGCCGGCGCCGCCCGUGCAGCCCGCGGGAGGAGGAAGAGAAAGGGAGAGAGAGAAUCGGGUUACAAGAUGGCGGACCUGUAGCGGCUGAGGGGACGGGACGGAGCGAAGGCCGGGGGCGGACGGGGCCGUCGUCUCCCGCUCCCCGGAGCCAUGGUGGCCGGGGGCCUCCUCGGAGCCGUCGGCGUCGUCGUCGUCCGCCGGGCGUGAGCGAGGAGGCCCCAGCUGAGGCGGGGCGGCGGCGGCAUCAUCAUGUCGGAUACGCGGCGGCGGGUGAAGGUGUACACCCUCAACGAGGACCGACAGUGGGACGACAGGGGCACCGGCCACGUCUCCUCCACCUACGUGGAGAGGCUCAAGGGGAUGUCCCUCCUCGUCAGGGCCGAGGCCGACGGUUCCCUACUGUUGGAGUCAAAGAUAAAUCCAAAUACUGCGUAUCAAAAACAACAGGAUACACUGAUUGUUUGGUCAGAAGCUGAGAAUUAUGAUCUGGCCCUGAGUUUUCAAGAAAAAGCUGGCUGUGAUGAGAUCUGGGAAAAAAUUUGCCAGGUUCAGGGUAAGGACCCCUCAGUGGAAGUCACCCAGGACCUCAUCGAUGAGUCAGAAGAAGAACGCUUCGAAGAAAUGCCUGAAACCAGUCAUUUGAUUGACCUUCCUACAUGUGAACUCAACAAACUUGAAGAGAUUGCUGACCUAGUUACCUCCGUUCUCUCCUCACCCAUCCGAAGAGAAAAGUUGGCACUGGCCUUGGAAAACGAAGGCUACAUUAAAAAACUACUGCAGCUUUUCCAAGUUUGUGAGAACCUAGAGAACACUGAAGGCUUGCAUCAUUUGUAUGAAAUUAUUAGAGGGAUCUUGUUCCUAAAUAAAGCAACUCUAUUUGAGGUGAUGUUUUCUGAUGAGUGUAUCAUGGAUGUCGUGGGAUGCCUCGAGUAUGACCCUGCUUUGGCUCAGCCCAAAAGACACAGGGAAUUUUUGACCAAAACAGCAAAAUUUAAGGAGGUUAUUCCUAUAACAGACUCUGAACUUAGGCAAAAGAUCCACCAGACUUACAGGGUACAAUACAUUCAGGAUAUCAUCUUGCCAACGCCAUCUGUUUUUGAAGAGAAUUUUCUUUCUACCCUAACUUCCUUUAUUUUCUUCAACAAAGUUGAAAUUGUCAGCAUGUUGCAGGAAGAUGAGAAAUUUUUGUCUGAAGUUUUUGCACAGUUAACAGAUGAAGCUACAGAUGACGACAAACGGCGUGAACUGGUUAAUUUUUUCAAGGAGUUCUGUGCAUUUUCUCAGACAUUACAACCUCAGAACAGGGAUGCAUUUUUCAAAACUUUGGCAAAGUUAGGAAUUCUUCCUGCUCUUGAAAUUGUAAUGGGCAUGGAUGAUUUGCAAGUCAGGUCUGCUGCUACAGAUAUAUUUUCUUAUCUAGUAGAGUUCAGUCCAUCUAUGGUUCGGGAAUUUGUAAUGCAAGAAGCCCAGCAGAGUGAUGAUGAUAUCCUUCUUAUCAAUGUAGUUAUUGAACAAAUGAUCUGUGACACCGAUCCUGAGCUAGGAGGAGCCGUCCAGUUAAUGGGACUCUUACGGACGCUGAUUGACCCAGAGAACAUGCUGGCUACAGCUAAUAAAACCGAAAAAAGUGAAUUCCUGAAUUUCUUCUACAACCAUUGCAUGCAUGUUCUCACGGCCCCACUUUUGGCUAACACUUCGGAAGACAAAAGCGAAAAAGAUGCACUAGUUGGAUCCAACAAGAAUAACACAAUUUGCCCUGAUAACUAUCAAACAGCGCAGCUGCUUGCCUUAAUUUUGGAGCUACUAACAUUUUGUGUGGAACAUCACACAUAUCACAUCAAAAAUUAUAUCAUGAACAAGGAUUUGCUAAGACGAGUCUUGGUCCUGAUGAAUUCGAAGCACACUUUUCUGGCCUUGUGUGCCCUUCGCUUCAUGAGGAGGAUAAUUGGUCUAAAGGAUGAGUUUUAUAACCGGUAUAUCACCAAGGGAAAUCUUUUUGAGCCAGUUAUAAAUGCCCUUCUUGAUAAUGGAACUCGGUACAAUCUGCUGAAUUCAGCUGUAAUUGAACUAUUUGAAUUCAUACGAGUGGAAGAUAUCAAGUCCCUUACUGCACAUAUAGUUGAAAACUUUUAUAAGGCACUUGAAUCGAUUGAAUAUGUUCAGACAUUCAAAGGAUUGAAGACUAAAUAUGAACAAGAAAAAGACAGACAAAAUCAGAAACUGAACAGUGUACCGUCUAUAUUGCGUAGCAACAGAUUUCGCAGAGACGCGAGAGCGUUGGAAGAGGAUGAAGAGAUGUGGUUCAACGAAGACGAGGAGGAGGAAGGUGAAGCCGUUGUACCACCGGUGGAAAAAUCCAAGCCAGAGGAUGAUUUCCCAGAUAGUUACGAAAAGUUUAUGGAAACUAAAAAAGCGAAAGAAAGUGAAGACAAAGAGAACCUCCCCAAAAGGACAUCCACGGGAGGCUUUAAAUUCACUUUUUCGCAUUCGGCCAGUGCUGCAAACGGAGCCAAUAGUACAAACAGUAAAUCCGUCACCGCCCAGACCCCACCAGCAAGUCCCAACGGCUCUUCUUCCAAAAACACCAACUUGACGGCAUCGGUUACAGCCACCAAGGGAAGCCUCGUGGGCCUAGUGGAUUAUCCAGACGACGAAGAGGAAGAAGAGGAGGAAGAGACGUCCCCAAGGAAAAGACCGCGUCUUGGCUCAUAGAGACUUCUGCGGGGGGGGAACGCUCGUAACAGGGGGGUCUCACGAAAGAAAAAAAAAAAUGCUGCAACCGUUCGAUGAGCUAAAAAGUCUGAAUCAGAAAGCUUUUCUCCCUUGAACAUAGACGAUAAUAUACGAGGAGUUGCAAAAGA